GAAUUUAUAAAGGUGUUGCUACUCAAAUAAAGAAUAAAAAUUCUUUUAUUUUACAACAUCAUUGUAUUUCACACCAUUUAGCUUUAGCAGCUAAAGAUGCCACAAGUAAUAUAUCUGAGUUUCAUCAAUAUAAAACUUUAGUACAUGAAAUUUAUAGAUAUUUUUCUAAAAGCCCAGAACAAAUAUUACAAUUAAAAAUGAUAGAAGAACAAACUGGAGAUCCACAACUUACAGUUCUUAAUAUUAUUAAUACACAUUGGCUUUUUUUGUUAAAUGUUGUUAAUAAUUUGCAUCAAAUACUUAAUUCUAUUAUUGAUGUGUUACUUUCUAAUAGUAUUCAUAGUAUAAUUGCUGCUACAUUAUAUAAAAAAAUUAAUGAUGAUUUUGUUAUCAAAACAAAGUUUCUUGCAGAUAUAUUAGAAAUAUUACAUAUUACAAUUCAAGCUAUUGAUAUUGUAUUUAUUAGAAGUAAUAAUAAUAAGCCAACAUGGGGUAUAUAUUUGUACAACUAUAUGAAUGAUAAUUAUAUUACUUCAGAUCAACUUCCAAGUUUUAUUAAUCUUCCUGUUGAGAAUCAAAAAUUAUUUAAUGAAUAUGGGUUAAAUCAAAUUACUAUAUUAAGUAAUUUUUAUGGUACAGAUAAACCUGGUUUAGAUAACAAUUUCCAAGCAAUUAUUAUUGCUAAUGAGCUU
Messenger RNA from Racocetra persica, 692 nucleotides. Lineage: Eukaryota; Fungi; Glomeromycota; Glomeromycetes; Diversisporales; Gigasporaceae. The record is from the annotation of a GenBank genome assembly.